UGUACAUAUUUUCCCAGGUCUUCGUUUUCCCUGCCUUCUUUUGCUUUUCUCUAUGAUUGACUCGAGGUAAAAUUUCCAAGUCUCGGAGUGAUAAAAAUGCCGGAUGGCAUCGCGUGAACGCCUUUUUACUGGACUGAAGUCGUGGGAGGUUGAGCUGUUGGAAUACGCGAGGCAGAAACAUCCCGGGAUGCCGAAAUUGCAUUCAUCUAAGCCGAAUUUCUGCCCAGUUCCAGUGUCGUCACAGUCGUCUGCAACGUUCACUUCGAAUGGACAAAGUUACAGGGCUCAGACGCUGAGUAGUUUUGCCAAAUCUUCACGACCCAUGAGGGGUCAUUCUGAUCCAUUGACCUCGGUUAAAAACAGUUCGACAGGAAAAUGUUGCCCGAGACAAGUGGCAUCUGAAUCAGAUUUUACUGAGGAAUCUGCGAGUGAUUUGUGUCGGAAGUUGUCCCGAGUUUCCUCGGAACUUUGUGGAAUCGUCGGAGAAAUAACCGACGAUCAGUUGAGGGAUAAGGUGGCGAGAUUUUGCGAUGAAAUUGGCGGGUAUGUGUCAGAAGAGCGUUUGAGAGGCAGUUCGAAUGAAAUCCUCGCGUCUUCCGCGAUGCAGAAGCAAUUGGAGCAGAUUAUGGAGAUUAAAGUCGCUGUGAUGGAGGAAAAUCGACGGCUUGCGAAAAAAAUUGGAAAGUUGGAAGAACAGCUGAAACGUACAGAACGGAAUGAAGUGGAAUUGAAAACUUGUGUAGAGAAACUGAGGGAAAAGCCUUCAGGAAUCUCUAAAUUGGAGAAAGAAAUGCAGGCACUGAAGGAGGAUAAUAAGCGAAUGAAGGACCAACUCCAGGCUGUGAUGGACUCGAACAAGAGUCUCCAAAAGUGUCUUCAAGAGAGGGAAGCUGAGAUGAAAGACUUCAAAAUGAACUCUCGGAAAAUGGUUGAAGAUUGGAUGCAUUACUUGGAACUUACUGCUUGCAAGUCUGCUUCGCAGUUGACGGUUUCGUCGAAACCGAGUGUUGGACGAGAGUCGAACGGAGUUCGAAUACUGGUGACCAAGUCUGCGGGUGACCGAGAACCGAAGACAAAAGCCAACCGAGUGGAGAAGAGCGUGUCUGCGAUCGCAUCUACAUCCACGGUCGGAUUCGACACUUGCAGAAGUGCGUCUGUUCGAGGAAUGGAGGCUGAUGCUGAAUCAGAGUCUGACAGUGAAGCCCUGUCGACUGACACCGAUCAUGGUUUACAUUCCGACUUUCAAACCAACUUGCAAGAGAUGCACGACCACAUGAACAAGCUCAAGGAAUCUCUCGGUUCUCGACUCCACUGAUGAUGAUGAUGAUUAUCAUGAUGAUCCUCAGUUUUUUCUUCCCGAUGUGAAAUAGUCGGGCUGUGAUGAUUUUUUUUUCAUGUUCUGUGGACUUGAUCGGCGUGUUUUUUUUUCUGAUUUGUGCGCGAAGACAAUUUUUUAGUUCCUCAACAA
Notodromas monacha is the source of this 1468-nucleotide messenger RNA. Lineage: Eukaryota; Metazoa; Arthropoda; Ostracoda; Podocopida; Cyprididae. The record is from the annotation of a GenBank genome assembly.